Molecule: messenger RNA, 1365 nt
Organism: Pipistrellus nathusii (Nathusius's pipistrelle)
Lineage: Eukaryota; Metazoa; Chordata; Mammalia; Chiroptera; Vespertilionidae
Source: the annotation of a GenBank genome assembly
AUGUCAGCUGUGGUCCUGGAGAGCCGAAGAGGCCUUUCCAGGAAACUCUCUGAUUUUGGCCAGGAAACAAGCUACAUUGAAAACAACAACUCCAAUGAAAAUGAUGCCAUCUCACUGAUUUUCACACUCAAAGAAGAAGUUGGUGCGCUGGCCAAAGUCUUGCGCUUAUUUGAGGAGAAUGAAAUAAAUCUGACUCACAUUGAAUCCAGACCUUCACGCUUAAAGAAAGAUGAGUAUGAAAUCUUCACCAGUCUGGACAAGAGAAGCAUGCCUACUCUGGCCAACAUCAUUAACACCUUGAAGCAUGAGAUUGGUGCCACCGUGCAUGAGCUUUCUCGAGAGAAGAAGAAAGACACAGUACCCUGGUUCCCAAGGACCAUUCAAGAUCUGGACAGAUUUGCCAACCAGAUUCUCAGCUAUGGAGCGGAACUGGAUGCAGACCACCCCGGCUUUAAAGAUCCUGUGUAUCGAGCAAGACGGAAGUAUUUUGCUGACAUAGCCUACAACUACCGACAUGGGCAGCCCAUCCCUCGAGUGGAAUACACAGAGGAGGAAAAGAAAACUUGGGGGACGGUGUUCAAGACCCUGAAGUCCUUGUAUAAAACCCAUGCUUGCUAUGAGCACAACCACAUCUUCCCACUUCUGGAAAAGUACUGUGGCUUCCGUGAAGAUAACAUUCCUCAGCUGGAGGAGGUGUCUCAGUUUCUGCAGAGUUGCACUGGCUUCCGUCUCCGACCUGUGGCUGGCCUGCUCUCCUCUCGGGAUUUCCUGGGUGGCCUGGCAUUCCGAGUCUUCCACUGCACCCAGUACAUCAGACAUGGGUCCAAGCCCAUGUAUACACCUGAACCUGACAUCUGCCAUGAACUGCUGGGACAUGUGCCCUUGUUUUCAGAUCGCAGUUUUGCCCAGUUUUCCCAGGAAAUUGGCCUUGCCUCUUUGGGUGCACCUGAUGAGUACAUUGAGAAACUCGCCACGAUUUACUGGUUUACUGUGGAGUUUGGGCUCUGCAAACAAGGAGACUCCAUAAAGGCAUAUGGCGCUGGGCUCCUGUCAUCGUUUGGUGAAUUACAGUACUGCUUGUCGGACAAGCCCAUACUCCUCCCUCUGGAACUGGAGAAGACAGCCAUCCAGGAGUACACGAUCACAGAGUUCCAGCCCCUGUAUUAUGUGGCUGAGAGUUUUAAUGAUGCCAAGGAGAAAGUAAGAAACUUUGCUGCUACAAUCCCACGGCCCUUCUCAGUUCGUUAUGACCCAUACACCCAAAGGAUUGAGGUCUUGGACAAUACCCAGCAACUUAAGAUUUUGGCUGACUCCAUCAACAGUGAAGUUGGAAUCCUUUGCAGUGCCCUCCAGAAAAUAAAGUGA